UGAGAUACACACACACACUCUCUCUCUCUCUCUCUCUCAUCAAGUCUGGGCUCUGUUCGUCCCUUAUCGGCUCACGUGUUCUCACUUUCUCGCUCUAUCGACAGCAAAGAAAGAGAGUGAGAAUUCUAGAGAGAGAGAGAAGAGAGUGAAAGAGGAAAGUCCCCAAAACGAAGAUCAGAGCAAACGGACGGCCGUCGUUCUUCUUCUUCUCCAAUCGAUUAUUCGAAAGCCUAAUCUGCGCAGUGCAUACACCGAGCUUUGAUCUGGUCUCUGUAAUCCCCAGACAUCUCCAAUCUUCAAACUCUGUUCGCCUUGUGAUGCCCUAGGUUUUGGUGGUGUUCGGUGCUGUGUUGUUGUUGAAUCGGUGAAUUGUUUUUGGUGUGUGUGUGUGUGUGUGUGGGCUUGUGCUCCAUGCGAUUGAGUGGUGGUUUUUCAUGCCGCCGGAGCCAUUGCCUUGGGAUCGGAAGGACUUCUUCAAGGAGAGGAAGCACGAGAGGUUUUCGGAUUCCGUAGGGUCCGUGUCUAGAUGGAGAGAUACUACUCCGCACUCCUCCCGCGAUUUUGCUCGCUGGGGACCGCCCGACGUACGCACCAGACCUCCAGGUCAAGGCAAGCAGGGUGGUUGGCACAUCUAUUCGGAAGAAUCUGGACAUGGGUUCACGCCGUCUCGGUCCAAUGAGAAGAUUUUGGAUGAUGAGAGUUGUCGGCCGUAUGGGGGGUCUCGUGCCGAUGGGAAGUACAUCAGGAAUAGCAGCAGGGAAUAUAGAGGGGGUUCGACUAGCCAGAAGGAUUGGAAAGGUCACUCUUGGGAAAAUGGCUCAUCUCCGAACGGUCAUGGUCCUGCGAGGCCGGUUGAUGUGAAUGAUCAGAGGUCAGUUCAUGAUAAUAAGCUAACGCAUAACACUCAUCUUCAUUCUGACUUUGUAAACACAUGGGAUCAACUUCACUCAAAAGAGCAGCAUGAUAAGACUGGUAGUGUUAAUGGCUUGGGCACAGGCCAGAAACUCGAGAGGGAAAAUUCGCUGCGAUCAAUUGAUUGGAAGCCUCUGAAAUGGACUCGAUCGGGGAGCUUGUCAUCGCGGGGUUCUGGCUUCAGCCAUUCAGGCAGCUCAAAGAGCAUGGGAGUGGAUUCCAUUGAAGUGAAGGGUGAAGUACAGAUCAGAAAUGUGACUCCAUUACAGUCCCCUUCAGGGGAUGCCGCUGCCUGUGAAACAUCAGCUGCUCUAUCUGAAGAUGCAAGUUCCAGGAAGAAGCCACGUCUUAAAUGGGGUGAGGGGCUGGCUAAGUACGAGAAGAAGAAAGUUGACCCUGAUGAUUGUGCGACCAAGCAUGGAAUGGAUGUUUUUGGGAGCUUAGAACCGGUGCAAUCUCAUGCCUCAAAUUUGGCUGAUAAAAGCCCUAGAGCUGCAAGAUUCUCAGACUGUGCUUCCCCUGCUACUCCCUCAUCUGUUGCUUGCAGUUCCUCACCAGGUGUGGAGGACAAACCAUUUGUAAAGGCAGCAAAUAUUGAUAAUGAUACUUGUAAUUUAAGUGGUUCACCAAGUCUCCACUCUCAGAAUCAUCUUGAGGAGGGGAGGGAUUUUAAUUUAGAGACCUUGGAGCUCACUCCAAUUGCUAAUUUAAGCACUUCACUUAGUGAAUUGCUUCAAUCUGAUGAUCCAGGUUCUGUUGAUUCUAGCUUUUUGAGGUCCACUGCUAUUAGUAAGUUGCUGGUAUGGAAGGGUGAUGUUUUGAAGGCGUUGGAGAUGACUGAAUCGGAGAUUGAUUCACUUGAAAAUGAAUUGAAGUUGUUGAUAUCUGAGUCUGGAAAUAGUUCUUGUCCAGUGGCAUCCCGUUCUUUGCAUGGGGAAUGUCAAGAAAAACCUUGUGAAGAGCUAGUUGUUGUCUCCAAUUUAAUUCCUCGGCCUUCUCCCUUGCAACUUGUUUCUUCUGGAGACAUGAUUGUGGAGAAGGCAGUUGGUAGCUUGGAAAAAGAACAUGCUGACGUUAGAGAUGAGGAUGUUGAUAGUCCAGGCACUGUAACUUCUAGAUUUGUUGAACUUCAUUCUUCAGCAAAAGGUGCCGCCCUGACUGAUCUGGUGAAGCAUGCCAAGAGGUCUGGUGAUUUGGAUGCAAGUGAAUCCAGAAACAUGGAGGCAAAAUGUUCUGUGCACGAUUCCAGUGAGGAAAUGACAGAAGGUUUAUCCACUUCUGAGGGUGGGGAUGAGCUGAUAGCAAACAAGAGUUGUGUUGCUUCCGUUGAUGUGAAUUUCCAUUGUGACAGGGAAGACACAUUAUAUGAUCUAAUACUGGCUUCCAACAAAGAAUCAGCAAAUAGAGCUUCUGAAGUAUUUAAUAAGCUAUUGCCAUCUGAUGAAUGCCAUAUCGAUAUUUCGAAAACAUGCAGAUCCUCUAUUUGGCCGAAUGAUCCACUGAUCAAGGAAAAGUUUGCAAUGAGGAAGCGUUUUUCAAGAUUUAAGGAGAGAGUUAUUACUCUCAAGUUCAGGGCGUUUCAGCACAUUUGGAAGGAAGAUAUGCGAUUGAUUUCUAUAAGAAAAAAUCAUGCAAAAUCUCAGAAAAGGUCAGAACUAAGCUUGCGUACACCACAUGGAAGCUAUCAGAAGCACCGGUCCUCCAUUCGUUCUCGUUUUUCUUCUCCUGCUGGGAUUUCAACCCCAACCCUGGCCCCUACAAAAGAGAGCAUUAAUUUUACGAGGAAGCUGCUUUCAGAUUCGCAGUUCAAGAUUUACCGGAAUUCUCUUAAAAUGCCAGCGUUGAUCUUGGACAAGGAGAGUAUCUGUUCUAGGUUUAUUUCAAGUAAUGGAUUAAUUGAAGAUCCCUGUGCAAUUGAAAAGGAAAGAGCUAUGAUCAACCCCUGGACAACAGAAGAGAAGGAAACUUUCUUGGAUAAGCUUGCCACUUCAGGGAAGGACUUCAGAACGAUUGCUUCUUUUCUUGAUCACAAGACAACUGCAGAUUGUGUUGAGUUCUACUACAAAAACCAUAAGUCAGAUUGUUUUGCGAAAACAAAGAAGAAGCCAGAGUUUGCUAAGCUAGGAAAGUCCUGUUCCACUAGUAACUACCUGGUAACGUCAGGAAAGCGAUGGAAUCGCAUGGCAAAUGCGGCAUCCCUUGAUAUGUUGGGUGUGGCUUCAGCAAUUGCUGCUAAUGCUGAUAAUGGUAUGCAAAAUCAACAAAAAGCUACAGCAAGGUUCUUAAUGGGGGUGACUGGUGAUUAUAGAGCAUCCCAAGGUGAUGAAGGCAUCAUGGAGAGGUCAGGUGGUCUUGAAAUUUUUGGUAAUGAAAGGGAAACUGUGGCUGCUGAUGUCUUGGCAGGUAUUGGUGCUUCGCUAUCAUCGGAAGCAAUGAGUUCUUGCAUCACUAGUUCUUUUGACCCUGGAGAGAGCUGCCAGAACUGGAAGUGCCAGAAGGUGGGUUCUUUGUCAAAACGACCUUUGACACCUGAGGUUACUCAGAAUGUUGAUGAUGAGUCCUGUUCGGAUGAGAGUUGUGGGGAGAUGGAUCCUACUGACUGGACGGAUGAGGAGAAGUCUAUUUUUAUGCAGGCCGUGUCAUCUUAUGGUAAAGAUUUCAUGAAGAUUUCAAGGUGUGUAAGAACAAGGUCCAGAGAUCAAUGCAAGGUCUUCUUUAGCAAGGCCCGGAAGUGCCUUGGACUUGAUAUGAUUCAUCACGUGCCUGGUGAUGAGGGGAUGCCGAUAAGUGAUGAUGCUACUGGCGGUGGGAGUGACAAUGAAGAUGCUUGUGUUACUGGUUCGGUUGUAUGCAGUGAGAAAUCAGUGUCUAAAAUGGACGAGGACUUGAUACUCUCUGAUUUGAACAUAAACCAUUGUGAACCUGAUCCUGCAGAGACCAUGGACUUGCAGAAUGACCCGAAUAGGUCAGAGGAGAACAAUGAGACAGGACAAUUUGAUUGUAAAGACCCCGAACUUCAAGUAGAGCAUUUGGUUACUGAUGACUUGUUGGCAGACAGUAAACCAGAAGUAGAUUUUGAUGGCGACAGUAAGAUGGAAGAUGAUGUUGAUGGCAUGCCUGUGAUAGUGCAGACCCAUGAAAAUGCUAUUUUGCCUCCUGAUACCGAAGUUGAAGGAGAUGAAGCUGCUGGAGAUGGUGCUUGUUUGGGAGAACCAGUAUCUGCCAAAGAGGCUAAUGAUCAUGGCCUGCCUGUAUCAGGUGCUGAAGGUGAGACUAUAGCUGUAAGUCAGAGUUCUACUGUGUGUUUUACAACAGAAGUGGAGGUGCAACAAAUGGUGUCAGAGAACAAGCAAGAUGAAAACAAGGAUGCAAAUGCAAGUGGCCCAAGUAACAUAAAUUGCUCUAACGAAGUCUUACAUACAGAUGGAACCUCUUCUGAUCAUGUGCCAGAUGCAAAUGCUCCUCUGGAAAUUGGUGUUGGCCCCAAAGAGGAGCAGAAGAUUGCCCUGGAGUUGAGUGCUCCACAAGUGCCUUCUGUCAUCUCACUGGAGCAGGAUGUUUCUCUUGUAAAUGCAAAUUCAACCGAAGGUCCUGCUGCUAGUCAGUAUGAGAAGACUCUCAAACAGGAUACACCAUUGACAUUAGCUUUAGAAACAAUCAGAGAUCAGCAGUGUCAAAAAUCAACCAGUGCGGAUGAUUAUAACCAGCAUCAGUCCAUCAAUUCUGUGUUGGGGUGUGCCGAAUCCGGUCAAAUUCUCAGGGGAUAUCCAUUAGCAGUGUCAGCCAAGAAAGAGAUGAAUGGGGAUAUCACUUCCAGGAAACUGGCUUCACUUCAAUGUCUCUCAAAGGCUGAAGGGAAUUUUCAUUCUGAUUUGUAUUUUCUUCAAAAAUGUAAAAGUUCAAAAGCUCGGAGCUCAGUGGCUGAGCUUCCAUUCCUGUCCCAAGACCAGAAAAGCAAUCAUUCUAGGCCUCAUUCAUUGAGUUCAUCAGAUACAGAAAAACCAUGCAGAAAUGGUGAUGUGAAACUGUUUGGUCAGAUUUUGACUCACCCGUCAUCUCAGCAGAAACAGAAUACUACUAGUGAUAUCCAGGAGAAUGAAGAUAAGGGGGUUCAACAUCCUAAGUUCAGCAGCAAGAAUUCCAACCUUAAAUUCACUGGAACUCACAGUCUAGAUGCAAAUUCAACUUCAUCAAAGUUUGACCGGAAUAAUUAUCUGGAUCUUGAGAAUGUUCCUGUGAGGAGUUACGGUUUUUGGGAUGGAAAUAGAAUACAGACUGGAUUUUCUACAUUUCCCGACUCUGCCAUCCUUCUGGCAAAAUAUCCUGCUGCAUUUGGUAGAUACUCUACGUUGUCCAAUGCAGAGCAGCAGCCAUUGCAUUCAGUUGUAAAGAGUAGUAAUGAGUGUAAUUUAAAUGGUGUAUCGGUUUUCUCUAGUAGGGAUAUGAGUAGCAGCAAUGGAGUGGCAGAAUAUCAGUUGUACAGGAAUCGAGAGGGUACUACUAGGGUGCAGCCAUUUGCAGUUGAUAUGAAGCAGCAGCGGCCAGACAUGUUAUUCUCUGAGAUGCAAAGACGGAAUGGGAUCGAGGCUGUCUCAAGUAUACAACAACAGGCUAGGGGGAUGGUUGGUAUCAAUGUUGUGGGGAGAGGAGGGAUUCUUGUUGGGGGAGCGCGCAAUGGCAUUUCAGACCCUGUGGCCGCUAUCAAAAUGCAUUAUGCAAAAACUGAACAAUACAAUGGGCAGACAGCGAGCAUUAUCAGAGAGGAGGAAUCAUGGAGAGGUAAGGGGGAUAUAGGCAGGUAGUGUGUGUAGAGAGGGCCCUCUUGAAGAAGGCCCUCGAUGGCAAAUUCGCUCUUUGCCAUCUUGUAUAAUAGUUUUGUAACUUCAAUGCAACAAUUGAUAGGGCAAUGAAUGGUUCCAAAUCCGUUUUUUUUGGUUUAAAAAAAUUUCUAGAUGCUUUGUAAUAUUGCAGCAGCUUUGUAUUUGUUGUAUUUGAUGGAAAUAGACAAAAUAAUCUUGAAAGUUUGCGACGUGGUGGGCUAAAUUAAGAUUCUGAUGCAUUUAUCUGGUUUACAAUC
Messenger RNA from Camellia sinensis, 5989 nucleotides. RefSeq lists its product as uncharacterized. Lineage: Eukaryota; Viridiplantae; Streptophyta; Magnoliopsida; Ericales; Theaceae. The record is from RefSeq and is a predicted model, not a curated record.